Messenger RNA from Mucor velutinosus, 1140 nucleotides. Its product is annotated as anaphase-promoting complex subunit Cut9. NCBI's taxonomy places the organism in Eukaryota, Fungi, Mucoromycota, Mucoromycetes, Mucorales, Mucoraceae. The record is from RefSeq and is a predicted model, not a curated record. The transcript is spliced from 3 exons. The coding region runs from base 1 to 1140 and encodes 379 amino acids.
AUGGGAUUGCGAAACGAUUAUAGAGUCUCGACAAUUGUAGUACUAUGCAAAGAUUGUGACCAAGAUGUAGGGUUAUAUCCUGCCAGACACAAGUGCAAUUCCAGCAACAAGCUACCACAGCUACCAACGCUUUGCUCGAGCACUACGACCUCAUUUGCAAACUGGAAUAGUCGACAAGAUGAUCAAGAUGUGCCAGACCUUGUGGAUUCUAAUCCCAUCUCAACCACUGUAACACGGCAAGCUUCGGAUAGUUCAAUGGAAAGCGGCAAAUGGAGCUUUUUUAGAAGUAGCAGCACAUCAGAUGUCAAAAAACAUUGCAAUGAUGAACAGGAACGCCCAGCUGACGAUGAGGAUGGAUCUAUAUAUUUCGAUAACUAUGCAUCCCAUCUCAAAAACUCUUCCUCUUUGAAUGAUCUCAGUAACACACCCUCUCCGAACGGCAAGAGACUAUGGGGUAAAAUGAAGGAAAAUGAAAAAUGGAAGGAGUUGAUAGCAGAAAAAAAAGAAUCAAAUAAAUCUGGCAAGCUUUGGGAGAGAAUCAUCCAUGCAACCAUGUCAAGCUCAGCGGAGGAGGAUGGACCAGAGUCAGAUGACGACGAUUGGGAGGGAGAAACGCAUGUGUCUAGAAUCCUUCGAGAGUAUCAUCAAAGUAUCGGUACAAAAUUAUUGCCUCCAUGGCUGUAUGAUGAUCGCACACCCAUCUCAGCAUUAGCCGACGUUCCAAGUACAGAGCAUCAUGUCAUACAAGAUCAGUUUAUGAAUCGCAAAAACUCAUCUCGCACUCGUCGAUUAUGGCAACCUGUAGAAACACAGCAAUUAUCAUCUAGAGAAAGAGAAUUACAAACAUUAAGAGGAGAGAAAAAGACAUCAUUCGAAGAGUUUUACUAUAAAAAGCCAUCUAUUCUACGUUCUCAAAGUGAACGCAUGCCCUCGCAUGCCUCGUCUCUGAGGAACACUCAUCAUGUCCAACAUCCAAAUAUGACAACUGAUGCGGAAUCUGAUCAAAUCUAUGGAUCCACAACACCUAGACGUAUGAACACCACUCGAUUGCCACCAUCUUCACUGUACCAACAUGAAUCUAAGCAUAAUAUACCAACAAACUCGCUGCCAAGACCCGUUAGAAAUAAUACUUAUUUUUAA